ACAGGAUGUAGAAUCCAAGUUCCGUGUUCAGAGCUGGUGACCCUUAUGUUUGUGCUACUGUCACAUUCACUUGCAGGUUGUUUUAUUGCUGUCAUUGGUCAAAUGUGUGUGGCAUGGAAAAGUGCGGUGAGUAUGAAAAGUGAAAGUAAAAAAAAGGUGAAAAGGAAAGCCAGUUACAGGACAGAGCUAAUACUUCCUUAAAUUUUAAUGGAGACGGGGAGGAGAUGCUUAGAACGCACCUUUAUCUGCAUCCUGGGAGCAGUGAUAAUCUUCUUCAUCUAUCUCAACUGUAACCGGGAUUUGAACUCGAACAGGGCUAAUCCAGGACCCCCAUCCGCAUCAGAGCCACAAUGGGAGGAUCCUGGGCCGUAUCAUGUGGCCUAUCCACGAGACUACAAGUUUAUCAUGAAUGACACGCCGGCAUGCAAGAACACCACUCCUUUCCUGGUCCUGAUGGUUCCGGUUGCACCCAGUGACGUGACAGCUCGGGACACCAUCCGGAAGACAUGGGGAAAUGAGAAACUGGUUCUGGGUCAGCCGAUCGAGACUCUCUUCAUACUGGGCCGACCGGGCGGAGCUGAUGCUGAGCAGCAGCAGGAGAAGCUCAAACAGGAGAACCUGCAGCACCAUGAUCUGAUCCAGAGUAACUUCCAGGACAGCUACCGCAAUCUGACCAUCAAGACAAUGGUGAUGCUGGAGUGGCUGGCUGUGCACUGUGCCGAGGCUUCCUAUGCCAUAAAGAUUGACUCUGAUAUGUUACUGCAUGUUCCGAAUUUGGUUAAACUGUUGCUGGAUCACAGAACAGCCAAGCAAAACUACAUGACUGGUUUGGUGUGGUGGAACAGCCCGGUUUUGAGAAACCCAUUCAACAAGUUCUACAUGCCAACAAACGUGAUUGCUGAGCCAGAGUACCCUCCAUAUCCUCUGGGCAUGGCCUACGUCAUGUCCCUGGACCUGCCUGCCAAGAUCCUGGUAGCCGCUCCUCAUAUUAAACCGAUCUUCAUAGAAGAUGCCUACCUGGGUAUGUGCCUAAAACACCUGGGCCUUUCCCCCACCGACCCUCCUGAAAAUACUAUGUUUAUUGUGAAACCCUUGCAUCCUCUGAGCAGCUGCAGCCUUUCAAAAGUGAUCGCCGUGACAACGACAAGCAUCUCACAGAUGACGUGUUACUGGGAGAGGAGCAGACUGCCAGAAGCUAAAUGUUGAACUUCGUCUUGUUUACCAACACUGAAUUGGACAAAUAUUGUACAGAAAUUAAAAUUGUGCAUAUUUAUUUUGUUUGCAGACAUGGAAGCACCUUGCUCCUUGGUUGGACAGAAAUGAUCUUUUUGUUUAAAAGACAAAACCGAUUUUGACCAAAUGCCUUAUUGUUUUCAGAUGUGCUUCUCAGCCAGCUGGGCUUUCAGAACUUUCUGAGCUGUAUCAGCUCUUACACAGUGAAGAAUAUCUGCUGUAUUCUAAACUAAAAUAAACGAGUUUGGUGGGUUAUCUCCUGAAAAACUCCUGACCCUGGAGCUAAAAGUUGCCAGUGUGAAACAGGGUUAAUGAAAUGUAAACAUAAAUGAUAUGCUAUAUGAUUGUUACGUUAACUGGCAGAGACCCAAGUUUCUAAGUCAAGUAUCAUUGAGGAUAUUGUUCAAAGAAAAAAAUUUAAAUAAGAAGACAGACUGGAUGGAAAACUCUCCGCCCACUUUGCAACUCUAUACAGUAUACUGGGGUGGGGUUAAGUAAGUAAGUAUGGCUUAGCCAGAUACCCCUUUCAGUCUUUUGUGUUUAAGGAGGGAGGCCUGCAGCUAUCUCUAUUGUCAUGUGACAACAGAAUGUGUGGUCAGUCAUACAGUUGGUUUGCCAUGAUUGGCUUAAACCCAGUACAUUCAGGUAUAUCUCUACAGUAUAUAAUAUUAUCCAUAUAGUGACGGGCAGAUAAAGCAUUAUGAAGCUUUGGUACUAUCUUUAAAUUUGUGUCAAAAAAGAUUCUAAGCAAAUAAACCAAUCUUCCUCGUCCUUUUCGGAUGUAGC
Sander lucioperca (pikeperch) is the source of this 2019-nucleotide messenger RNA. Its product is annotated as beta-1,3-galactosyltransferase 2-like. Gene Ontology annotation, cellular component: membrane. The coding region runs from base 208 to 1206 and encodes 332 amino acids. Gene Ontology annotation, molecular function: N-acetyl-beta-D-glucosaminide beta-(1,3)-galactosyltransferase activity. The record is from RefSeq and is a predicted model, not a curated record. NCBI's taxonomy places the organism in Eukaryota, Metazoa, Chordata, Actinopteri, Perciformes, Percidae. The transcript is spliced from 2 exons.